Molecule: messenger RNA, 363 nt
Organism: Anopheles coustani
Lineage: Eukaryota; Metazoa; Arthropoda; Insecta; Diptera; Culicidae
Exons: 2
Coding region: 1-363 (120 amino acids)
Source: RefSeq, a predicted model, not a curated record
AUGAAAGUGAUAGUGACCCUGACGCUGAUGACGGCGAGCUGGCUGUUGGGCGCGUGCCACGCCAACCCGUUCAAGGGAACGCGCACGUACAACCUCGAGUCGGACGCGGAUCGCUACGGGCGGUACGAACGGGUUCUGCUCGGGCUGCGGACAUCCGAAGGUCUCCGGCUGGAUCCGGCCCUGCUCGAGGAGGUCCGCCAGGUGCUGCUGGACGAGGAGCGCGCGGAGUCGGCCGCGAGCGCCGAACGGUACCGCACCGUGGACGUGCACCUGGCCAAUCCGCAGCAAUCGCGACACGUUGCCGAACUGCUCUACCGGGCGCGACUUCAGACUUCGAGGGCGGACCAUAACCGGGCCGCGUGA